Molecule: messenger RNA, 1449 nt
Organism: Fusarium redolens
Lineage: Eukaryota; Fungi; Ascomycota; Sordariomycetes; Hypocreales; Nectriaceae
Exons: 3
Coding region: 1-1449 (482 amino acids)
Source: RefSeq, a predicted model, not a curated record
AUGCUUUUGUGGCUGGUGUUGGUCGCGUGGGCUCAAAACAUCUACGGUUCCGCUCUAUAUGCUUUCUUCACCGACCUCACCAUCCAAGUCGGGGCACAAGAUGCUGCCACGGGAAAGCUUCUCUACAGCACCUGUAAUAGCCAAGAUAUCCCAAUUUUCCCCCUCGAAAAGCCGAAUAUCCUCGAUACAAAGGAAACCCCGCGUAAUGGCACCGCGCUUACGGCAGUAGGCUGGGGGGACUGGCAAUUUAUUACUGUGCAGGUCUUCUGGCAGACGAAAGAUAAUACGAUCGUGCAGGGAAAAUACAUAUGUAAUAUGACAACGGGAAAGCUUGUGCGCGACCGCGAGUUCCAGAUCUCGGCAGCGGCUGGUGUUGACUCCAUCCACAACGAGACAGGUCUCUCCAUUGUCAACCUUGGAGAGAAAGAAGGAUAUCGACUCUUUUACCAUGACGAGGAUAGGCAGGCGAAGAUGCUGUGGUAUACUGACGACGAUGGCUGGAACGAUGGCGGAGCUAUCUCACAGGAUACUGCCGGCGGCAUGGCGUUAGGUUCAACGAUUUAUGACUUGAAGAACAUUACUGUGCCUUUCCCGAAGGACUCCGAGAAUAUCGAGCUGUCCCGCCUGGAUAAAUCUGGGCUCUGGAUGCUAGAUGCGUUCCCAAACGAGUUCCUCGGACCCUAUACGAACAACACGCUGCCGGGAGAUAUGUAUACAAGCUUGGGAGACGAUGCCGACUUCUCUCUUCCCGCAUGGAACUCUUCCCUCGAAGCCAUAGGCGCAGCAGUAGACCGAUCGCGAACACGAAGCAUCUUCUACAUCGGUGACGAUAAGAAUAUACACGAAGUUAAAUCGACGAAGAAUAGUUGGCAGCUGGGCUCAAACCAAACUGAGCGCGCAUGGCCUGUCGCUGAUGACCCAAGCUCCGGUCUAGCCGUAGUCUCUCAACAGAGCGAAGGCAAAGCUUGGCUAUACUACUGGGCCAACGAGACAAUCGUACAGGCAUUCAAGAAUUACGAUGGUGACUGGAAGAAGGCAGAAGCAUUACCGCAAAAGCUUCCGACAAAUGGAACUGAUGACAAGAAACCCAAAGACAGACCCGCACAAGAGCCUGAGCCUGAGCCCAAGGGCUCCAGGGGCCUGAGCGUGGGAGCCAAGACCGGAAUUGGUGUUGGAGUCGGCGUUGGCGUUGGCGCGUUGCUGAUCGGUGUCCUUGCUUGGUUAUGGAUGAAGCGUCGCAGAGAUCGCGCUCACCAAGAGAAGGUUUCGGGUAUAGUGGAAGUAGGAGGAAGUCCUCUAGAGCCGCGUUUAUCGGUAUUCAAGGAGGACCUUCCCAGGGAAAAUGAACAAGUUGAGCCAUCAGAGAUGGCCGGCCAAGGACGACCAGCUGAAUUGAGCCACCACGAUUCAGUCGUUUACGAGUUACCAGAGCAUCAUACAAGGGGAUAA